UGAAUACUAUCAUGCCGAUGACCUCCCUAACAAACCUCCUACUCUUCUGCUCACGACACAACAUAAAAAUCCAUCCAAGUCUUCAGCUUGCACAUCACGAAGAGGAAGAUAGAGUAGAUUCAAUUGGAGUGUUCUUGAGAGACGAUGUUGAGGGUAUCCCAGAGGGCACGCCAGGACAGUGGUAUCAAUACCUAAAAGUGCCGUUUUAUCUGUGAAGUCAACCGAACUCUUCAAGCAUCUCAAACUUCUAGAUGAUGGAUAUUUGCUAGCGCCUUGCGGGAUUGGAACUCAGGCUCAACUAGAGCUGGUGUUGGCGAUGUUGAUAGAAGAGAGGAACGGCCCUACCUCGCCUUGGUACCACUACCUACGGUCGUUGCCUAGGAAGAGGGUGGAUCUGCCUAUAUUAUGGUCUCUAGCGCUGCAUAACGAGGACAGAGAAGAGGUAGAAGACAAGAAAACGGCACUUGCAUGGCUAAGAGGAACAGAGGUCGAAAGGCAGCUUCAUUCUGGUAUGGGUUCGGGUUCGAGCAUGUCUUUAGACGACCUCAACGGCUUCUUCAACGGCUUCGUACUACCCAUUACGAAAAACACAAAUAUUGAAGAGUUUUAUCGAGCUUACUCAUUCGUAUCCUCCCGUGCAUUUGUGGUAGAUGCCUACCACGGACUGGCAAUGGUUCCUGUUGCGGAUGCGUUUAAUCAUGCGACAUACAAUCAUGUUCAGCUUGAAAGCGAAUUCGACGUAUGUCCUGAGUGUGGGUCAGUACAGGAGUGCGUACACGAUAAGGAUCAAGGUGAAAACACACACGAUCCCGGUGUUGCGCCUGUUUUCGAAGAAGACUCGAAUGAAGAUGAAAAGUACUACCUGAUGACAACCACUACGCACAUACCUGUUGGGACAAAAGAGAUAUUCAAUACGUACGGCUCUCGCCUCACGAAUGCGGCGCUUAUGGUGCAGUAUGGGUUCAUCCUGGAUGAGAAUGAGAAGGAUUACAUCGAGUUUGACCUACGAGAUGUGGUGGAAGAGGAGGGUAUGGAUAAGCCAGUUGGGAUAGGACGAGGUUCAGGCGGAAUAGGUGAACCAUUAGAGGGGCUUGAAGAGGUGACAUAUCACUCAGAGGAUUUCCAAAUCAACUCGGAUGGCCGGAUGUCCACCGCUUUGUUCGCCUUGCUAGGAGGAGACCCAGGGAAAGCCAUUCAACUGUGUCAGACACGUCUGGCGCGGUUUACGCAGGACGAUGUGGGUACCGUGUUGGAUGAGCUGCCCAGCUCGAGGUGGCGCACUCGGAUGGUUGGGAUGGAAGUGUUGGCAGAACAGGGGAUCUUGAGGAGCUGUAUGACGGGAUGGCAGGAUUAUCUCGGUCUGUAGGGUUGCGCAAACACGAAUAUCACAAUCGCAAUGAACUCCUGCAUUCUCUUCUGACCGAUGAAAUCCUUCAAUCUACUGUCCAUUCAUCUCUAUCUAUUCCGACGAGCAGGAUGUCAAUUCUUCAAUUUCCCUUUCGAAUCACGAUCUUCAACUCAGUGGAAUGAAUUCGGACUCUUCUGGAAGUAGUAGGCCACAGUACUUGCCAUAGUGCUCGUAGGAAGGCUUUUGAGAGGCGAAAUCGAUGUGAAUUCAACCCAGUGUGGUCACAUUCUUGUCCAUGUACUCUUAUCGCUUCUUUCACGUCGAGGUACAUAAGCUUGUCAACGUUACUGGCUAAUCCCUCCUACGACACAUAUGUUAUAUGUUGUAAAACGUGUUCAUCGUUCUGUUCUGCGUCGGGUCGGUGCCCCAGGAAGCUUUACACCUGCAAGGUCAUAAAACCAGUCUACCAUUGGCCCAUGUCCGAGGAAACCCGGCCCAGAAGGUCAAAUCCGAGUUCUCUGCAAAAG
Molecule: messenger RNA, 1875 nt
Organism: Marasmius oreades (fairy-ring Marasmius)
Lineage: Eukaryota; Fungi; Basidiomycota; Agaricomycetes; Agaricales; Marasmiaceae
Exons: 6
Coding region: 317-1366 (349 amino acids)
Biological process (GO): peptidyl-lysine monomethylation
Cellular component (GO): nucleus
Molecular function (GO): protein-lysine N-methyltransferase activity
Source: RefSeq, a predicted model, not a curated record